Molecule: messenger RNA, 1200 nt
Organism: Adineta ricciae
Lineage: Eukaryota; Metazoa; Rotifera; Eurotatoria; Adinetida; Adinetidae
Source: the annotation of a GenBank genome assembly
AUGAUAUUUACAACGCUCCACCAGGAAUUACAUCUCAUUAUCGUUAACGUCGAAUCAUCAUGUCCAAACAAUAUCUUCUUUAAACUAAAUAACAAUUCAUCGUCAAUCAAUGAUAAUCUUUAUACAAAUGCAAAAACUAUCAAUCACAUCGACAUAGAUUUGUCUGCAGUUGUUUCCACAACGUUGGAUGUCGAAAACUCAAUUCCUUUGCCUUCGAUGGAUUCGUUGAAAACUAAUGAUCUUAUUCCAAUUUCUAUUCCUAAUCUUCAUCAUCACACUAAUCCUGUAUCAACAACUAUCGAAUUAACUUCCACAGCAGUUACAGAUACUUCAUCAGUACUAUCUGAUGCUAUGCGAGUACUUUACUCUCAUGUUGAUCAACCAAUAUUUCCCGAAUCGAUUUACUCAUCCGUAACAUCAUCUAAUGUUGGACUGUUGAAUGAAAAUCCAUCAGUUGCUGAUACUAAUCUGUUGAAUUGUCAAAGUGAUGAUCAAGGUCUUCAAAUAACAUCUACAGUUUCAUCAACUGUACCAUCACAUAUGAACUGCGUCGUUUCGAAUGAUGAAACACUCAGUGCUUUAACGAAAGCUAUUGAUAAGCAUAUGGCUCCUUCAAUCACUCCAACUAAUCAUAAAAAGAAACAAGUAGAACGUCCUUAUGGGGAAAGCAUCACGAGUGUUGAUGCUUAUGUGAAAAUUAAAAAAAGUGAAAAUGCUCGAAAACGAAAAAUAACUAAAGAGAAACCUACAAGUGCUAAAGCUGAUUCGAAACAGACUAAAAGUACCAGAAAAAAGAGAAAAACCAGUGAAUCAGAAAACGCAGAAAAAUCAUCAAACAACAACAUGAAUUUUAUCACGAAUAAUCGAACACCAUUUACUAAUACAUCGAAUUUCAAUCAAUCAUCAUAUGGAUUUUCUUUAUCUACCGCACAUGGUAGUAAUAUUCCUCUUUAUAAUUUUAAUAAUUAUUAUGAUCCACAGAUGAUUCAAAACUAUCAAAAUCCUUAUUUUAACAACCAUCAGUUUUGUUACAAAUGUAAUACUCCGAUGUAUUUCAAUGGUGAACUUAUUUUCAAAUGUUAUUCAUGUGGUCGAUUAUGCUGCAAUACCUGCAUACGAACUUCUUCUAUUUCAAUGCAUACUUCUAAUUAUCAAUGCGAAUACUGCUCACUUAAUACUGCUGUCAACAUAUGUUCUUAG